Coprinopsis cinerea okayama7#130 is the source of this 1143-nucleotide messenger RNA. Its product is annotated as replication factor C. Gene Ontology annotation, molecular function: DNA binding; ATP binding; DNA clamp loader activity. The record is from RefSeq and is a predicted model, not a curated record. Lineage: Eukaryota; Fungi; Basidiomycota; Agaricomycetes; Agaricales; Psathyrellaceae. The coding region runs from base 1 to 1143 and encodes 380 amino acids. The transcript has 6 exons. Gene Ontology annotation, cellular component: DNA replication factor C complex; nucleus. Gene Ontology annotation, biological process: DNA repair; DNA-templated DNA replication.
AUGGCCGCCAACUUUUUCGCUGCAAGAGCACCGUCCAACAAGAACAAUGCUGCUGCUGCUAAACAUGUCGUGAACCCCGCAAACCAGCCUUGGGUGGAGAAAUAUCGACCAAAGACUAUCAAUGAAAUUUCAGCACAGGAACACACAACUUCUGUCCUUUCAAGGACACUGACUUCUGCAAAUCUUCCCCAUAUGUUGUUCUACGGUCCUCCAGGAACAGGAAAGACAUCCACAAUCCUCGCUCUCGCCCGUGAACUCUUCGGCCCAGACAACUUCCGCAACCGCGUUCUCGAACUCAACGCCUCAGACGAACGCGGUAUCUCCAUCGUCCGCGACAAAAUCAAAAACUUUGCCCGCCAAACACCCCGCGCCCAGCAGGCCGUCUCGUCAGACGGCAAAACCUACCCCUGCCCACCGUACAAAAUCAUCAUUCUCGACGAGGCAGACUCUAUGACACAGGACGCUCAAGGCGCCUUGCGGAGGAUCAUGGAGACAUACGCUAAGAUUACGCGGUUCUGUCUUGUUUGCAACUACGUUACACGGAUAAUCGAACCCCUCGCAUCCCGCUGCUCAAAAUUCCGCUUCACACCUCUCGACCCAGACUCAGCCUCCGCCCGCCUCUCCUACAUCGCCCAAGCCGAAAACAUCGACAUCUCUAAACCAGUCAUCGAUGCCCUCAUCUCUACCUCGCACGGUGACCUCCGACGAGCAAUCACUUACCUCCAAUCAGCAGCACGUCUAGCCGGUUCAUCCGACCCUCCUACACCUAUUCUUCCAAGAGAUAUACAAGAGAUUGCGGGUGUGGUACCGGAUGGAGUUGUUAAUGACUUUGCAAGCACGUUGGGUGUGCCGGUAGAGGAUGAAGGGAUGGAAGUGGACGGACAGACGUCGAGGAAGGCUACCAACUUUUCAGGUAUCCAGAAGAAAGUGAAAGAGUUGAUGAGAGAGGGAUACUCUGCAACACAGAUCCUAUCUCAGCUACACGACCUCAUAAUGUUACACCCAGAACUAAACGGCCUUAAAAAGUCGAAAUGCGCACUUGCGUUCGCAGAAGCAGAUAAAGCUUUAUGCGACGGUGCUGACGAGGAGCUAUGGGUGCUAGAGGUUGGCCUCAAGAUUCACAAAGCCGUAAACGCGCCAUAA